AUGGAAUUUGCAGCUGCAAAGGCAAUGAAUAUGAAUGUACACUUUAUUCCAAAAUCAACUACCGAUUAUGCAAUUUCUUUUCUUAAAUCACCAUUCGGACAGCGUUUAAAAAACAAAAAUACAUUUCGUAUUGUUACUGAUAUGAAUCGUGAAAAUGAACAGCCAGUACACAAUGCAGAAGCACGUCUCAUAAAAAAGUUAAGACAACUUGGCUUUCAAAAUCAAUGCAUGGUAUUUACGAGCAGUAAGCAAAGAGCGGAUGAUAUUAUGUCAAAGGAACUAACAGCUCAAGAAUUACGAAAUACAAUUGUGACAACAUUUACAAAUGAUUUAACACGAUUCGUCAAUUUUCAGUAA
Messenger RNA from Adineta ricciae, 357 nucleotides. Lineage: Eukaryota; Metazoa; Rotifera; Eurotatoria; Adinetida; Adinetidae. The record is from the annotation of a GenBank genome assembly.